Molecule: messenger RNA, 1134 nt
Organism: Sporisorium graminicola
Lineage: Eukaryota; Fungi; Basidiomycota; Ustilaginomycetes; Ustilaginales; Ustilaginaceae
Exons: 1
Coding region: 1-1134 (377 amino acids)
Source: RefSeq, a predicted model, not a curated record
AUGGACUCGGCCAAGAUCUUCGCUCUGGGCCUGGCUGCCGGCCUCGCCAUCCACGUCGUGAUGCGCAAGCAGGCAAAGAAACCUUCUACGGAAGAAGCAGGCAGCAAGUCGCAGGUGCCAAUAACGUCCAAGUCGAGCAAGAAGAGCAAGAACAAGAAGAAGGGCAAGGAUGCCACUCCGGUUGUUGCGGCGUCAGAGCCCUCCUCCAAAGUAGAGCCGGCCGACGUACAGCCACCAGCUGCAGCAGUUGUAGGCGAACAAGCCCCCGUUGCUAUUCAGACUGCCUCGCAGAAGAAGAAGAACAAAAAGCCGAAGCAGCAGCAGCAGCAGCAGCAGCAGCAGCAGCAGCAGUCGCAACCCGCCGCCGAGACCAGCGAGAGCUAUGCGGCCGUCGCAGAAACUACACCCGCUAUCAACAACGACACCAUCCGCGCCAAAGCGGAUGCAGCCCAAACUGCCUUCACCACGUCGUUGGGCGACAUGCGCGAUGCCGACGUCGACCCUUUGCCCGCUGGCUACAGCGCUGUGGCCCGCAUCCCCGCCCCGGAGGUUGCAACGCCCAAGCCCAAGCUCUCCAAGAAGGAGCUCGAUGACGGCUGGUCCAACGUCGGCGGUACUUUCCCUUCGUCCAGUGCUUCGUCUUCGGCUGCUGCGAAGCUCAACGGCUCCAGCAACAUCGGCAGCAGCAAGGCCAACGGCGUAAUUAAAAGCUCAAUUGCGUCGACCAACCCCUUCGCUGCGCUGCCGGACGACGCCACCACUUCGUCUGUACGUCGAAUCCCCGUCAAAUCCUCCUCGGCCAACGGCAGCGGCAGCAAUGGUAGCGGGUGGACCGUCGCUUCUCCCUCCGCGAGCAGGCCCAAGGCCACCUCCACGGACGGCGCAGUCUCGGCAGAGACUAAAAAACAGCGCUCCAACGCCAACAAGGCACAAGCUAAAAAGCAGGCCAAGGAGGAAGCAGAUCGACUACAGGCCGAGCGACUCGCAAACCACCGCAGGCAGCAGGCGACCGAGGCGGCGAAACAGCGAGAGGCGGCUGCGAGACCCGCGCCCAAGUCGGUGCCCGGUAGCAGUAGCAAGCUGCCUCAGGCAAAGGCGAGUGUUGAUCUCAAUGGCAGGUUGGUUUGGGAUUGA